Molecule: messenger RNA, 1558 nt
Organism: Pongo pygmaeus (Bornean orangutan)
Lineage: Eukaryota; Metazoa; Chordata; Mammalia; Primates; Hominidae
Product: large ribosomal subunit protein eL31-like
Exons: 1
Coding region: 42-407 (121 amino acids)
Biological process (GO): cytoplasmic translation
Cellular component (GO): ribosome; cytosolic large ribosomal subunit
Molecular function (GO): structural constituent of ribosome
Source: RefSeq, a predicted model, not a curated record
CAAUCCCUCGCGCUCUUCCUUUCCAACUUGGACCCUGCAGAAUGGCUCCCGCAAAGAAGGGUGGCGAGAAGAAAAAGGGCCGUUCUGCCAUCAACGAGGUGGUGACCCGAGAAUACACCAUCAACAUUCACAAGCACAUCCAUGGAGUGGGCUUCAAGAAGUGUGCCCCUCGGGCACUCAAAGGGCUUCGGAAAUUUGCCAUGAAGGAGAUGGGAACUCCAGAUGCGUGCAUUGAUAUCAGGCUCAACAAAGCUGUCUGGGCCAAAGGAAUAAGAAUGUCCCAUACCGAAUCCGUGUGCGGCUGUCCCGAAAACGUAAUGAGGAUGAAGAUUCACCAAAUAAGCUCUAUACUUUGGUUACCUAUGUACCUGUUGCCACUUUUGAAAAUCUACAGUCAAUGUGGAUGAGAACUAAUCGCUGAUCGUCAAAUACAUCAAAUAAAGUUAUAAAAUUGCCUUCGGAAAAAAAAAAAAGACAUAGGUUCUUGUUGGAUAUGUAGAAAUCAUAGAUUGAAGUGUUUAAUUAUUUGGCUAACAACAGUUACAGAAAUGUAUGUUACAAUGUGUUUGACAAGUCUUAAGUAAUCUUGUUGAGAUAAUGAUUUGUAUAAUUUAAAUUAUCUGUUGAAAUUGUGGUUUUCAGCAAAAAUAGAAAAAUUAAGAAACAUUUCAUUCCAGUGGGCACAGGAGUACAGUAAACAGAGAGACUAGUGUGGUAGGGAAAAUAUAUACUUUUUUUUGUAUUAUUCAAGACUAAGAAUAUUACAAAAUAGAAGAGAUUACAAUGCACAAGAUUGCAAAAAGAAAGAUGUGAUCAAACAAUCAAAAACUAAUCUGUGAAAAGACCAAUAAAAAAGACUUCUGACAAGUCUAAUUAAGAUAAGCAGAGAUAUAAAGAUGUCUCUUUUAUUCAACCAUUUAACAUUAUUUUUGUCUAAUAUCAAAGAAGUAACAUUGGGAUAACCACAAAUCUUGGUCAUAUUGCUAUAGAAAAUUGGGUAAUAGGGAAUUGAGUUUAUUUCCCUAAAGAAAGGAAUGCUAAUGAAAAGCAAGCUAAUUUUCCUGGAAGAUCUUAGAAAAAGUUCAGGAAUUUGGAGGAAUCAUGUACAACAAAAUAUGUGGUUAAAGAAUGAUUCUAAAAAUGAGAGGAUAAUUGUAAACUCUGUAUAAGGAGAAGUUAGAUUCUUGGGGCCUCUCUCCUACCCAGGGUGACUAUUUGCAGGUGACUAAUUUUUCCCUGUCAUAGUUUAAUUCUCAGGAGAAAUUGACCCAGCCAGCAGCUGCAGGUGAAUUCAGGUGAGUUGAGUGAGUAUGAGGUGAGGCAUUAUGGUCUCCCCUAUAUCACCUGCAAACCCUUUCUCAGGAUGCCCUGGCAAACAUGCUGCAGCCACGCAAGGAAGAAACCAAGAAAUAGAAAGACAUAAGAUUCAGGAAACAGGAUUUCAUGUAAAAGAUAGAGAAGUCCUAGGACAACAGCUGUGCAAGAGGUCCAGAGAUCAAAUGACCGAAAACAGUGUCAAAAAAGGAGGGACAUCUUGCUAAUGGAAAAAAAAAAAAAA